GCCGGCUGCAGCCACCGCCGCCGGGUCGCCUGGGUCGCCGGGGGCCGCGGCGCUCGGGCCGCGUCCGUCCCUCCCGGGCGCGCUGCGCGGCCGUCGCUGCUGCCCGCGCUCGUGCCGCCGCCGCCGCCGCCGCCGGUUACGCCCAGCCCCGCCGCCGCCCCGCUCUGAUUCUGCGCAUAGGCAGCCCCCAAGCCUGUCAUUCUGCAAAAACACAGUUUACUCAACACACACACUCACACCACACACACACGCGCGCACACACGCGCACACUGGCCCCCGCGCGCACACGCACGGAGGGCGCGAGCGAGCAGACGCGCACACCCGGCGAGCCAAGUUCCGCAGCCUGGCAUGGCUUCUGGGGACCUUUACGAGGUUGAAAGGAUUGUAGACAAGAGGAAGAACAAGAAAGGAAAAUGGGAGUAUCUGAUCCGGUGGAAAGGGUAUGGGAGCACUGAGGACACAUGGGAGCCAGAGCACCACCUCUUGCACUGUGAGGAGUUUAUCGACGAGUUCAAUGGGCUGCACGUGUCCAAAGACAAGAGGAUUAAGUCAGGGAAGCAGGCCAGUGUCUCCAAGCUCCUGCGUGACAGUCGAGGGGCCUCAGUUGAGAAACUCUCCCACAGACCUUCUGACUCUGGAAAGAGCAAAGGGACGUCCCAUAAACGGAAGCGAAUAAAUCCUUCCCUGUCCAAGACGAAAAAAGGGCACUCUGUGAAGCCCCCUGCUGGAGGUGACAGGGCCACCAAGACUGUGUCUUACAGGACUACCCCCAGUGGCUUGCAAAUAAUGCCCCUGAAAAAGGCUCAGAAUGGGAUAGAAAAUGGGGAUGCCAGUUCAGAGAAGGAUGAGAGGCACUUUGGAAACGGGUCCCACCAGCCUGGCUUGGAUGUGAAUGAUCAUGUUGGAGAGCAAGACCUGGGGGACUGUGACGUCAGCCAUGCAGCCCUGGUGGAGAAUGGGCUUGGGCCAUGUGGACUUGGUCAAAUGCCCACAUUGGUUACAGACACCUAUGCAUGUGGGGAGGCCAAGCCACUGAUGCACCCGCCGAGGUCUCUAAUGAGUCUGAAAUUCCUGACUGCGCUUCAAGACACCCAAGGUCAUGGUAACCACUCUAGAGACACUUCUCAGAGGGCAGCUCAAAGCUCUCACCCACCAGGACCCAAGACUCGUGUCCCGAGAGGGCCGGUACCAUCACAGGGCUCUGCUCUGACCAACGGGGGACUGAGCCUGCACAGCCCGGUGAAGAGGAAACUGGAGACGGAGAAGGACUACGUCUUCGACAAGAGGCUCAGGUACAGCGUGCGCCAGAACGAAAGCAACUGUAGGUUUCGAGACAUUGUCGUGCGGAAGGAAGAGGGGUUCACGCACAUCCUGCUGUCCAGCCAGACCUCCGACAACAACGCCCUGACCCCUGAGAUCAUGAAGGAGGUCCGGCGAGCCCUCUGCAACGCAGCCUCGGAUGACAGCAAACUGCUGCUGCUCAGCGCUGUUGGGAGCGUGUUCUGCAGUGGCCUGGACUACUCCUACCUGAUUGGCAGGUUGUCCAGCGACCGGCGGAAGGAGAGCACGCGGAUCGCAGAAGCCAUCAGGGACUUUGUGAAGGCCUUCAUUCAGUUUAAGAAGCCCAUCGUGGUGGCCAUCAACGGGCCUGCCCUGGGCCUGGGCGCCUCCAUCCUGCCCCUCUGCGACAUCGUGUGGGCCAGCGAGAAGGCCUGGUUUCAGACGCCCUAUGCCACCAUCCGCCUCACGCCUGCUGGCUGCUCCUCGUACACCUUCCCCCAGAUCCUGGGCAUCGCGCUGGCCAACGAGAUGCUGUUCUGCGGGCGGAAGCUCACGGCCCAGGAGGCGUGCAGCAGGGGCCUCGUGUCCCAGGUCUUCUGGCCGACCACCUUCAGCCAGGAGGUCAUGCUGAGGGUCAAGGAGAUGGCGUCCUGCAGCGCGGUGGUGCUGGAGGAGUCGAAAUGCCUUGUUCGAAGCUUCCUGAAAUCGGUGCUUGAAGAUGUGAACGAGAAAGAAUGCCUCAUGCUCAAGCAGCUCUGGAGUUCCUCCAAAGGCCUGGAUUCCCUGUUCAGCUACCUGCAGGACAAAAUCUACGAAGUCUGAAGGGCCCCAGUGCUCCCGGGCACCUGACUGUCCAGCUUCGCCCUGUGUUUCAGCAACGGGAACACAGCUAGGCUCCGGCCAAGAAGCUUGUCCAGGUGUCACAUUAUACCCACAGUUGUAUCCAUUUCCUUGAGUCCUUUGGUUGAUCUUCAUUGGUUUGGUUUUGUGUAGCAGAGGGGAACGCAGUGUCCUUGGUCUCCCCAUCGUCCCUGCCCCGACUGGCCAGAGACCCUUGAGGGCUAAUCUUCCCAGGCCUCUACCAGGUCCCCCCGUCCUCUCCCCACUUGCUGAAAUGCACCAUCGUGGUCCAGGAAGGGGAGGACUGAUUUCCUCCUUUUGACUCAGGCUGUGUCUACACAGUGCCUCCGAUUCGGAGAUUUGGCCAUCGUGGCUGCCUCUGGUGACGUGCGCUUCAUGUGACAGGGAGAGAUCAAUCUUAGGGAAUUUCCAGACUGACAAGCCAAACGAUUGUGUAGACCCUGCCUCAGUCUCCUCUCUGAUGCAAUCUGUGUGACUCUUAGAGCUUGGUCUCAAAACCCAAUUGAGUGAUUUACAAACCCAGAUACUGUACAUUUAGAAAUGUUUUGUUAAAUAUAUAUUUUUAAAACAAUGUAAGUGGAAAUUCUGAUAAUUUAUGUGUAUUAUAUGUAAAGCUAGUUUUGCAAAAACAUGAACUACUAGGAAAAAGGUUUUCUUUAAUUAGACUUAUUUAAUUUAUUUAUUUUGUGUUUAUAUAUUAUGAUGUCUGUAGUUCACACAGAUAUUAUUUUCAUACUGCCCUGGACCAAAUCCCACACAAGGUUCCUACCGUUUGGUGCAUUCUAGCAGUGAGCCAUGUAGAAAUAAAAGUGAGAUAGAUAAAAACAGAAGGACUUCUGUUGGUAAAAGGAAUAGCUCUACGCUAGAUCCUCCGUGUGUAAAUGGUUCUCAGUUGUAAUAAUAAAAUCCCAGCUCUUUAGGUUUGUCCUUGGGAGAAAUCCUGGAAGAGGGUUCUUUUUAUUUGCUGCCUUAUAGGAGAUAAGGGGAGCUCCAGCCUGGAUGGUACUGAACCAUACCCAGGUCUGAAUCAUUGGAUGUCAGGAAGCCGUGAGGAAUAGGGACCUGUAUGGAGAUUGUGUCUUGUCUAGAGCCAGACUUAUUUGUUUGGGGCAAAUGACUGGACUUGGACUUGGGUCUGUUUCUUCCAUGUGAUGGUGAUUCCCAGUGUGGAAAGGAGAUGAAGAAGAGUUCCCUCUCUGUCAGGCUGUCAUCAGAAGGUCUGAAUCACUUUGCCUCCUAAUGCCAGGGUAGUCUAUCCUUCUCCUGGUUGUCACUGCCACAGCGGAGCAGCCACAGGGGAUGCACCCUCCCGGGCUGCUGAGGGAUUCUGGCCGCCGUGUUUAGACCAUCAGACCAAAGUCCAGGGUCAGCUGUGGGAGAAACUUUUGUUUUCUUCUUGGAUGGUGAGGAGAGAGGUUGACAUGAAGUAAAGAGCAGAGAAAUGGAAGGAGCGUGUCAUGCGUGUGGCUUAAACCAGCAAUGAGUCAAAUCCCCAGAGAAAGUUUGGUUCUCCAGAUGGCAGGAUUUCCCAUUUCCAUCGCAACCUCAGUCGGGUCUCAGGGGCCCUUUGCCCUCCCCUUCCAUGCCCCUCAGUUGGUCUCCAGCCUCUCUAGACACUUGGCGAUGGUUGAAUGGAGCAGAGUUGGGCAGAGCUGGGGAAGGUGAGGUGGGCUGGGAAGCAGAAGGGUCAUUGCUACAGUUGUCUCUCUUUGGUCCUUUAUCCUCUUCCCAAGGUGACCAGAUGCACUGGACAGGGCAGGUGGAGGAGUUCACAGCCCUGAGCUUGGUGCUUCAAAGAACAGGUUGAGUGUCUACCCUAGAGCUGCAGACCUGGUCCCUUCAACAGUGACUCUGAGGUUUACUUGGAUCCUUGGUCCUUAAGGCCGAUGGCCUUGGCUCCCUUUUAGAAAACCCCCAUUCCUUUGUGUUUCUCCGUGACUUCAUGAGGGCCAGGAAGGAGAGGGGGCUUCUCUGCUUCUCAUCCCUUCCCCUCCAGCCUGGUGUCAGAAAGGAAUGGCCACCUUGGCCAAAUCCAGCCAGAAGUAGAGGGGAUUGAAGUCCUGUGUUCCCUCCCCUUCACCCUUGUAGGUUCUAUAGGAGCCACACACCCAUACUGUAGGGCAUACUACAGGGAAACACCUGUUUGGGCCCAAAUUCCUGUUUUCCCAUCUCCACUUGGGUUUUGUUUUUUCCUAUGAGAAAGCAAAUGUGUGCAUUUCCCAAAGCCCGCAGACAAACCUUCGUUCUCCUGUGCUGUGGCAGGUAAUCUCGUCAACCUUUACCAAGUCCUCUAAAGAAAAGAGCCCCUUGCAUUCGUUCAGCUCCUGGUUGGGGACGGCUGCAUUCCCCAUCUUUAGAGGUAGAGUGUCAGGAUUCUCCGUGGAAACGGAAGAGGAGGGGUGGAAAUUCCUUUUGAUCAAUGCCCAUCCUUGCUUCCUGCUGAAAGAACUAGAAAUGUUUUAUUUUGAACAUCCGUCACCUCCAAACUUCCGAAUAUUUCAGAGGUCUCUGAUGACGAAGGUAGGAGUUGAAACCAUUUGUAAGGUAGAGUUGAUUCCAUUCAUUUGUGGGUUCUGGGUAUAACGGGGGAUGUUUUAAAAAAGACAAGUGUAUAUUUUGGUUGUUUUCAUGUAGUCAGUUCAGUAACGGUGUUCCACCAGUUUAGCACAAGUUGGUUAAUUCUCUUUGCUAUGGGGGAGACUGAACCACUGAAUUUGUCACUUUCCUGGUAGCUGUUGUGAGAAAGUAUAGACUAAACCCAGGUAACUUAGAGCAAAUUGCCCUGGGAUGGAAAACACCAGACCUAUUGGGCCAGGGCUUAGCUUAAUAGUUUUCUUGAGACAGGGUUCCAACAUCCAUUUAAAAAAAUUUUUUUUCUACCCAUCACCCUCUCUCCAUCCAUGAGAUCCUUUCUCUUCUCUCUCCACCACUUUGGCACCCCCCACCCUGCCCCCUGGGAAUGUCUGUGACUCCCUAGAGCCUUCGGGACCCAUGAGGAACUGUGGCUGGUCCCCGAAUUUCCUUUGGGGUGGAAAGAGCGGCUAUGGGUGGGAAAUUGAGGGCAUCUCUUUGGCCAAGGAGCUUCUCUAGACAGUCUGCUCCCGGCCACUCCAUUAGCUCUGGCUCGGAACUCACCUUCCCUCUCUGCCCCAGCCGCUAACGACGUCUGAUCCAGGAGGACUUUUUGCAGAACUUUGUUAAGGCGGCCAGACCCGUGUCAUCAUUUGGAAGCGCAGCCUUCUGCCGAUCCACCCGUGUCUCCCUGCUUUGGAGUAAAGCCUUUGAAUAAAAACCAUCAAAAUGACCUGCAAAGAAAUGAAAUUGGGUAACUGUGAGAAGGGAGUUGAGAAUUGAUUAAAAUGUUACUCUUGUUCAGUGCAGGUUAAGCUGGAAUUGUACUUUCUGAAGCAUGAAAAUAGGUUUUCCCAGAUGGAGUUUAGUAUGAGGAUGGAAAACUGAUAAUCAAAUUGGCCUUUGAACAAUGCAACUAUAUCUCUGAAUGUCCGCAUUUAAAAAUAGCUUUGACUGAAUGCUGAAAUUUCCCUUUAUUAAUUGUUGGUUUUAAAAAAGUUUGUAAACGUUUUUUAAUUUGAGGUUUAGUUACAUUGUGCCAUUUUACAAUCUCGUUUCUGUGAAAAUUUUUCUAACAGAGAAACAAAUAGGAACAUCUUCAAAUCUUCCUAAUUGAAUAUUUAAAAUGCAGAAUUCCUUCUCUUCUGUGUUUCUGUACUCAGACACUUGGAUCUGUUGUAUAUAUUAGUCUAGGUACUCUCACUAAUAUACGCAGUAUUUAAGACUCUAAAUGAGAUUUCUUAAGUAUUUUAUUUUAUUCUCUAUAAAUGGUUUUGUAUAAUCUUUAAAAAUCUACACUUUGCCUUUGUAGAUAUUUAAGGGAAACCGUUUGGGGGUUGUCUUGCAUGUAUAUUUUUGUUGUAGAUAAGUGUUGCUUAGUUAUUUCUGCAAAUUUUGUUUGAAAUGCUUACAGACUUUAAUACAGUAUAUAUUUUCAGAAAAUAAACUUUUAUAUUUCUGUGGUAAGUUAGAAUAUGCGUUUUAGGCAAUCUUUUCCAUUAAUAUCACUUGUUCUUUCCAAUAAUAGCAUACUGGUUUGGUGCCAAUAGGUGUUUUUCAUUAGAAUCUAAUGCUCUUCUAUUAUAAGAGAGCAGGUUAAUUUCCUUUUUCUUAAAGUAAUUAAGUUUGAAGUAUAAUUUGAAAAUGUAUUGAAUUUGUGAAUAAGCCUUACCACUAGGAUCAGUAAAUUUUUCAACCUUUGCAACUACAUGUGUAUUUUGAGAUCUCCCCAUAAAUUCUCACUGUGUGGAAGUUGAUGAAGUUUGUGAACAGAGCCUUAAGCUUGUUGCAAAAAAAAAAAAAAAAAAAAAAAAAGGUUAUUACGGGUUGUUUCUUCUAAGCAAAGGCCGUGUUGCAAAGACUUCAUGUGUCUGUAGCUCAUGGCGAAUCCGGAGGGUUUGGUUGAGUUGAUAGCAGCAGGGACCAAAUAGGGCACAUUGGUGAUUAUCUUUUGCCAUAAGAAUGGACCAGGGACAGUCUUCUGGAGCCACUUAUGUAGUUCUCACAUGAUUUGGACACAGUCACAGGGACGGCUGCUGGUCUGUCAUUUAGUUGUACACAAAUUGCUUUGCCUGCUCCUGACCCCAGCAGUUGACCCCAGCUUCUUGCUCAUUGACUUGCAAAUGUCUGUGUGGCUGAGCUCAGCCUUCCUUGAGAGAUGUUAACUGAGUUUAUAGGAGUCUUACCAUGGAGACAAUCUGAAGUCAAUUUCAAUCACAUAAAACCUGUACCCCACGUGACCUCAGUGUCUUAUCCAUGAACUGUGUGUGGUAGGCCAUGCUAAACCCGAGUUCAGCACAGCAAAGUCAAACUAGAUGCAGAGCACACAGCCACUAUUAGUCUACCCCGGGGCUGUUUUAAUGGAGUGUAAGUUGUGGAGGCCAUCGGCAGUAGCUCCACUGUGUCUGGAAUCUAAUGAAACCAACUAGAAAUUGGAUUUAAACCUUUUAAAGAUUAUGAUGCCUUUUGGUUGUCCACCUAUAAAUUGUCACCAACUGAUUCUCCUUGCCAAAACUUUAAAGACGAUCUUGAGUCCAGGGCUGUGUUAUGGCUAAAGUCAAGUCAUUUGGUUCAUCUCUAGUAAGUGAUCAUAGAGACAAUUUAUAGACCAUUAGGGAUGGAGGUUUCAGUGCAUGUGGCAGUCAGAAAACGGAUACCUAGUUUUGAGUUUCAGCUCUGGCAUCUCUUUGGAUUGACCACACCUCAUUGACCCAACAUUCUGUCCUGUUGCUGGAGAGUGUUAAGGUGACUCUGGCAAGUUUGGAGGGUAUAGCGUUUUCCAUCCAGUAUUUAGUUUGUCCCUGUGCCAUUAGUCGCAGCUUGAAGUCAUUCUCAGAGUUCCAUGUUGAUAGGAUUGUGAAAAUAUUGCCUUUCAUAAAACCAAGGACCAAAGAAUCUCAUUAUUCCAACAAAGCACGAGUCUCAUAGUUGUGGGCACUUCUUUCCAGAGAUGUGCAUGCUUUAUGGCAGAGAAACUGCUCACUUCCACUAACCUCGUGCCCCCACCAGCUGACCAUACAGAGUGACCAUUUAGUUGGCACACUGAGAAGGCUCUGGAAGAUGAGUUUGCAAGACUGAAAUACCCUCUCUCGGGUGGGUGUUUCUGCUGUGUGUUCUCAGCCUUUAUCCGUAUCACAAGUGGAGGUCUGGCGUGCCUCCGGGUGAUCUGACUGGUGUAGCCUGCUCCACCUGAACCUGAGCCUCCAGCCUGAGUUUUUCAGAUGUGUCUGCAUUGAGCGAUGUGAGAUCAUACAAUCGCCAACUUUUCACCUCCUUUUGUUCUGCAUCCUCUCAUUCCAAUCCCUGGCUGGCGUGAGGAUUUCCUUUAGUUCUCAUACCCAGGGAUGCUCCAUUCUCACCGUGAUGAAAUCACCCAUCCACUUAAGUGACUUGAGAAAUGAUUGAUGCUGAAGAAGUGGUGUUCUAUUGGUAAGGCUUAUUACCAAACUUCUGAUAAUGAAGCAGGCUACCAAAAACUUAUCCAGCCUAUACUGGGGUGUUUGGAUUUGAUCAUGGAUGUAGCGCACACACCAAAAUCCACGGAGACCUUUGCAAAUUAGGCUACUUGUUUUGUUUUGCCAGAUUAUCAUGGGAGAGUCUUUAACUAGUUCUGAAUAUUUGUAAGUAUGAGUACUUCAUAGAAUUAUAAUGCAGGUACAGCUGACCCUCUCUCACCACGUUGUAAAUAUUUCCCGAGACUGGGUGCAGUACUAAGGGAUAAUAAUCUUCUGAUUUAUCAAAUGCUGACUGUCUAGAGCAAAUUGUACACUCUCUUCGUGAAUGGUCCUGUAACGUGUAUGAACACAUUUCUGGGUGCCUUAGAAGUUGUAUUUUUCAUGUGUGCUAAUAUGCAGUAUUUAUACAUUGUGAGAAGCUGCUUUGAAUAAAAAGGUUGAACUUCA
Molecule: messenger RNA, 8615 nt
Organism: Choloepus didactylus (southern two-toed sloth)
Lineage: Eukaryota; Metazoa; Chordata; Mammalia; Pilosa; Megalonychidae
Gene: CDYL2
Product: chromodomain Y like 2
Exons: 8
Coding region: 349-2103 (584 amino acids)
Cellular component (GO): nucleus
Molecular function (GO): transcription corepressor activity
Source: RefSeq, a predicted model, not a curated record